Messenger RNA from Plasmodium coatneyi, 6762 nucleotides. RefSeq lists its product as uncharacterized. The record is from RefSeq and is a predicted model, not a curated record. Lineage: Eukaryota; Apicomplexa; Aconoidasida; Haemosporida; Plasmodiidae. Gene Ontology annotation, biological process: cyclic nucleotide biosynthetic process; intracellular signal transduction. Bases 1 to 6762 code for a protein of 2253 amino acids. The transcript is spliced from 11 exons.
AUGAUAAAAAAUAUUUUCAGUGAGUAUCUGAAGUCGCAUGAAGUGCGGCGGACGGACCACGAGGCGCUCACCAAAGUUGCCAGGGAUUACAAGAACAACUACACCUCCGACUGGCGUUGGUUCAGCAUAAAAUGCGAGCGCAUAAUUGAGAACGAACUUCAGAAGAAGUCCCUGCGUGAGGAAGACAGGAAGGCUUACAGCAGCUGGGUGAAGGAGGCACAGAACCUCUCGACCUUCAGGUCCUUCUUCCCAAAAAUUCUCCUGAAGGUUUACAGCCGAUGUGAUGACCCCAACAAGUUUUUCUCUAAACUUGUGAUCCAGAAGUUCGAUGCUGUUGUGGUGGGCACAGAAAUGACGCGGAAGCGGCGCGGAAACAGCGCAAUGAGAGAGAGGCCAAUCAAGGCCAACAGAGUGACACGUUUCUUCUGCGACGCCAGCGGCUUCUCCAACCUGGCAGAGCAGCUGGACAAGCGAAUCAACGGCACGGAGCUGCUCGGAAACUGCCUGAACAAGUUUUUUAACAUCCUCAUAAAAAUUAUCGACUGUUGGGGUGGGGACAUAAUUAAAUUCAGUGGUGACGCCGUGCUGGUCAUUUGGCCUUUGCGGCGGGGUCACAGGGGGGGCGCCACAUCUAACAUGAAAGAGUCACCCAACGGGGCCAAACCGGACAGUAGAACCAAUCCACCAGAGGCAACCGAAUUCCCCCCCACAUCCAUCGUUACGGGUGAUCAGACCCAAUCGAAAGACAACUCCGACUACUACCCCUCCGACACCGCCCCCCCCAACGGAGAUAGAAGAGACGGAACAAGGAAACCAAACCAGAAGGAGAGAAACGUUAGGAAAAUAUGUCUCCUGGCUUUGGGAUGCUGUGUAGACAUACACAAACUACUGAACAAGUUUCCAACCCCGAUAGAAAAUAAAUACCUGAAGGUUCACAUAGCAAUAACCUACGGGAAAGUGUCCUUCCUCCAACUGGGGAAUGUACUAAACAAGAGAGACUACCUUCUGUCUGGAAAACCUUUAGAAGAAAUAGGGGUGGCUGAAUCGCUGGCCAGAAAUGGGGAGAGCGUCAUAUCUCACAGGUUCUACGAAAAGGUGAAGGAAAAAAUUGUUGUGAAGGAAACGCCGAAGAAGAAGUUCUUCCUUUUUGAAAGGAUGAAGGAGGAGAUAGACAUGAGGGAGCUGAAGAGGGAGUACGAGGAGGAGGACGAGUGGGAGGUCCCAACGGGGGAGCUCUCCAAAAAUGUAUCUAAAGAAGUGUCCAGGGAGGGGUCUAAAGAAGUCUCCAAAAAUGUAUCUAGAGAAAUGUCCAAAAAUGCAUCUAGAGAAGUCUCCACACAACCGCUUGACACGUGGGGAACACGCAGAGCAAGCAGGUACGACCUGAAGGAGACCCCCCUGGCACACGAACACUUCUGCUUCCUCCUGAAAAGCUUCAUCCCCGAUAUAGUGUAUCGAAAAAUAUCCACCGGUUGUAACGUUUUUGUGAACGAAAUUAGGAAGGUGACAAUCAUCUUCCUUUCCGUGAAGGACAUAGAUACGUCUACCAUGAUUGGCGUUUAUUCUGCUCAUGGGAUCAUGAAGCUAACCCAGAAGGCCGUCUUUACCAUGGAGGGUACCAUUAACAAAUUUAUUUACGACGAUAAGGGGAUUCUUAUCCUUAUUAUGUUUGGUCUACCCCCUUUGUACCACUGUGAUGACUCUGUGAGAGCUCUACUUACUUGCUUCCGUCUGAUUGAUGCACUGAAGUCUCUUAAGUUAAAUGGAAGUAUCGGUAUAUCCACUGGUAGAAUAUGGUGUGGGAUCAUCGGGAACAAGAUUAGGAAAGAGUACACUGCACUUGGGGAUUCAGUUAAUGUAGCUGCAAGACUUUGUUGCAAAGCUGGGAACAAAGAAAUUUACGUCGAUGAAAAUACGUUUAACGGUUGUAAGCAUUUUAUUUCUUUUCAGAAACUCAUCUCCAUUAAAGUAAAGGGGAAGAACAAACUCAUUAGAAUCUACUCCCCAAUUGGGACAAUCAAUAGGAGGUCUCCUGAGUUCGGCUUGGAACAGGGGGGCGCCCAUGGUUACUUCACGGAUGAGGAGUUGCAGGCUGGUGUAGAGGAGGUCGUCGAAGACGGGGAGACGCAAAAGGGAAUCGACAAGAAAACACCACGGGGGAGCGAUAUUGAUAAGAGAACACACAGAGAAAGCAGAAGUGAUAGGUAUACACAACGGGGGAGUGUAAGUGAUAGAUGUACCCACAGAGAAAGCGGAAGUGACAGAUGCACACAACGGGGCAGCGGAAGUGAUAAGUGUACGAAACGGGGAAGCAGCCUGGGUGCACAGCGUGAAGGCCACACCGUCACAGAUGCCGCAGAUGCUACCAAAACCGCUGAUAUGACCGAAAAUACGGAGGUCGACGAAGUCACCGACUUCUCCUUCUUAAACAGGAAUUACCUCCUUCGCUACUACGAACGCACAUUCCGCCGCAGGAUCAAGCAGCUGCUGGGGAAGAAGGACUGCCUCUACUACUUGAAGCAGUGUGAGGGGGGGGAUGACACCACUUGGCAGGCCGUCAGGGAAGUUACCUACCGGGUCGACCCAUACAACCAACUGAAGACCACCACCCCCCUGGACUACAACACCCACACAGGCCCACUCCUCCUGCACGAAUAUUACGACCCCCUCUACUGCGACUUCACCCAACUGUAUAACACAGGGGGAGUGCUCUUCCUCCAGGGCAACGAACAUCUAGGUAUCUUCGAAUUAAUCACUCUCAUGUCGAGAAAACUAAGUAAUUUCAAAACGUUCAGGAUAAGUAACAUGCCUCACUCUUUAUACAUCAAUGUAACGAACCCGUUGCUUCCAUGGAAAAUGCUAUGCAACGAUAUGCUCCAGCUAUGGAGUGCCUGCAAGAUGAGGAAGGCAAACACUUUAAUUAGAUGUGAAGACAACUACAACUUGCUUCGCGAAAUCACCUACCCUUCAUAUCACUGGUUUUUUAAGUGCAUGUCGAGCGUUGUGGACGAUUUAGUCGUCCCCUAUUUGGGACAGCCAAGUAAGAAGGAGAAGACAACACUUCGUUCGAAGCGGAUGGGAGAAGCGCUUCUCUCGACGCAACAAUCCACUGAAAAAGACACAGAUGUAGGGACGGGGGACCCCACUGAUGAACUCACCGGUGCGGAUGCGCCACAACAGGGGAAAGGCAGAUCUAAAAAGAAAAAAAAAAAAAAAAAAAAAAAAAAAAACAAUGACUCUUCCAGCGGCAGUGACCGGAAGGACAGAUCCAAACAAUCGACCAGGAGGAAUAAACAAAAGGGCAAAUUGUGCAGGCGGAUCCUAACCACCAUCGAUCACUUCUUCAGUAGGUCCACGCGGGAGAGAGGGCGCCGCAAUGCAGCGUUUCCUCACCCGGGCAACAAGGCGGAAACUCAAUCUCCCCCUCAGAUAGUUGCCCAAACGGAUGGUCAUACCGACGGUUACAUUUGUAACCGUGGCCCCCCCCCUGGGAGUUACCCAAUCGCGGAAGCAUACCCCCUAUUCAAGACAGACGCCAAGGAUAACCGAAUUGGGAUCAUCAGUUCCAUGCUUUAUUACUUCACCCUCCAUGAGUACACAUUCAUCGUCUUUAACUACCGAGCGGGAACCUCCCUAAACGUCAUGGGGGAUGAAAGCGCCUUGGGGAUCUGCAAGAAUAUUGCUAAGCUUGCCAUGUAUAAGAGAGGCAAAAUUUUGAAAAGCAUACAGAGGGGGGUCAAACACUGGAGGAGGAACCACUGCAGGGGGUGUAACUACUGCAAGGGAGUUACCCAUUUGGGAGGUGGCCACCUCUGUGAAGGGAGUGAUGACCCCGGUUUAGUCACCCCGAGUGACAGCGCCGAUUGGGUUCAGGGAGACCGCUCCUCCGGUAGUACGCACACACAAGGUGGAAAACAAUCCUCCCAUGAGGAACAGAACAGGACACCAUCUUCACGUAACAGCGAGGGGGAACCUGAAAGCAGAGACCACAUGCAUAGUGAUUUCCACACCGAUUGUGGUGAUAAUGCCCACGAAGAUACUACCCCUUCGGAGGGACAAAGACACAUAAACAAGUCAGCCAACCUGGGCGACAUUAACAUAGCGCAGAUGUUCAGAGAAGAGCGGGCCAAAAAAACCCAAGGACUAAACAGAAGGUUCUACAAAACGCUGUUCCCAGACAUAAACGACAACAUACUUCUAUACGUGGCUGAGCAGAAAAUGAGGGAGCGAUCUGAGGGUAGAGAUCCCAUCCAGGGGGAGGCAGGCAACAGUCCAAUGGGUGUACUAACUAAAACAGUUGCAUAUGAUACAGGUGAAGUUGCACUUGUAGAGAAGCAACUAACGAGGAGGACGCUGUACUCCACGCAGGGGAAGAAGUCCCCCCUGUGUGACCCCGUCUUCAAAGGAAAACACAAACCACUAAUCUUCCUCUUCGUUAAUGGUAUGAAAAACGACGCCAUAAAAAUAAGAGCCAUACAGGAAAUAAAAAAAUGUGCGCAACAAUGCAACGGAUACUUAAAACUGGAGGAAUUAAACAGAGAAAGGUUAUGUGAUUUUGUGGGUCUAUGUUUACGUGUGAAGAAGGACGAGCUAAACAAGGAGCUAGUCGAUUACCUCUACAAGACAUGCUUCGGGAUCCCCAAGUUUGUCCAGUACACUCUCUUCUACUUGCUAACAAAGAAGUACAUUAAGCUAUACAGAUAUGCAUGCCGGUUUAAGGAGACUGAACCUGUCGGCAAAGCGCCCAACCAGGGGGAGACCUCAAUUGGGUUCAGCGCCACAGAAGAACAUUCACAAAACAGUGGAUUCCCUUCGAACCCGGGGAAGGGCCCCCUCCACAAGGAGCAUUUCUCCCCUGUGGGUAGCACCACCAACGCAGACUCAACCAGCGUAAACGAUCCCACUUCGUACACCUACAUCAAUGAAGCAACCAAGCAGAUCAUUACUCACCAGAAUGGGUUCAGAAACUUCCAGUUCUGUGACGACACGGGCAGUGAUCAUAACGGAAGUAAUUAUAGUGGCAACGACAGCCAAGAUGAACAACUCUCUUCCAAUCGGGACCCCCCCUCAGUGGCCCACCUUCAAGGGAAAAGGAUAAUCCAAACGGAACAUCCACCUAUCCACCUAUCCACCUUUUAUGCCCAUUUGAAACACCGUUUCUGUCAGACGGCCCACUGCAUGUCCCUGAUCGAUAGCCUUAACCAGGAGGAACUGCUGCUGGCCAAGCUAUGUUCCUUCUUCAAGCAAAAAUUUAACAUAAAAAAAAUGGAGUGCAUAUUCCCCAGAUACAUUUCUCGAUCCGAGUUGAAAAGAAUAAUUAAGGAGCUCAUCAGGAAGAGCGUCUUCCAAGUGUGUGAAGACAACGGAGCGAACCAAAUCCAAACGGAAGAUGUGAACUCCAUACACAACAUCAAUUUUGUCUACAGGGAUAUCUACAACCUUAUAAAUGACGUCACUGCCAGGAGGCAAAAGCACCAUUCGGUGUUCAGAAGGAACUCCGCCAUCCCAGACGAGGCAUUGUUCUUCUGCAUAAUGAAUUUCUCGCUCAAGAAGGUAACAAAGGAGGAGCAACACAAUGAAAUCAAAUUGCCUGAGGGGGUGCUGAACGAUCUGCUGGAGAACGAAGAAAAAAAAUACAUCCAAAAAAUAUACAAAAAGUACUUGGACGAAUCGCGCGAAAGAGCCAUGUUUAUAUACACAUCCGUAUCCAUUUCCCUUUUCGAAGCUGUCCAAACUGGCAACUUUUCCCUGAACGAGUCAGGCGAAUUUGCCCCGUUGCGGCAGAACAGUGUAGCCAAAUUGCAGACGCACGAAAUGGAAAAUGAAGGGGCCACUAAUUUGCCCACCUUCUCGGAGGCCCCGGAAAUAAGCUCCAAAAUUUACGACAACAUCCUGGAGUUGGACUCCCGUACGGAAGCGGGAAAUUCAGUUCGCUCCCGAGGAAACUACACCGAAGCGUCUGCUCGUGGGGAAGUUCAAGUAGAUGUAGAAGCCUACCCAAGCAGCCACGAAGUGAAUGGAGAGUCACAUUCGAAUAAAAAUGACGGAGUGGACGAAGAACAAUCCAUGGGGGAACCCCAGGACAACCACACCGCACUGUCAAACCAAAACUUCGACUCCCUACGAAUGGCUGCGAGAAGGGGAUCCAUGCAGGACCUCAUCCAGGACACACACAAAAAUACGCUGGAGCACAAGCAAACCAACUUUUUAUGCCUCGAGGAAAUUUUGAAGAAGACGGACCUGAUCCUGCAGCUCCAAAUGAAAAUGAGCCAGUCGGUUGCUUCGCACCGGGAGGAGCGCCAGUUGCUGUUUCAGCACCUUUACGAGCUGAAAAAACAAGUCGCUGACAAGGCCUUCAACUCGCUGUGUAACAAAGACCUCGCUAGGCAAUUCAUCGAAUGGGCUCAAGCGAAACAAAAGAAAGAUAUCCCACCUUACAAAACAGAACUCACGUGUGUGGAAUUACAAAGGGAGAAAUACAACCCGACACAGAGCUGCGACGUGGCCACAAAAGGGACCAAGAAUACACGUCUGUUCUUUUUUCACUUAAGUGAGUUGGAAGAAUGCGUGUACUCCUUCACUCAUUUUUGCAGAGACAUGUCGACUCGGAUUUGUCCUCCGCCUGAGGGGGGGUAUAAUACCCAUUCGGAUUCGUUUGACCAGGGGUUUUUUUCCUUCCUGAGGGACCCCCAAGCAAUGCAACUAAUUAGGGGCCUCGAAAAAAACCUAACAAAAAUAAAAAGUAUGUGCAUGCAGAGCUAA